Molecule: messenger RNA, 1740 nt
Organism: Glossina fuscipes
Lineage: Eukaryota; Metazoa; Arthropoda; Insecta; Diptera; Glossinidae
Product: protein FMC1 homolog
Exons: 2
Coding region: 20-448 (142 amino acids)
Cellular component (GO): mitochondrion
Source: RefSeq, a predicted model, not a curated record
UGUAGCUUGCUUAAUUUAUAUGAAUAAAUUUUUAUUAAAGAAUGUUAGAUACUUAAAUUGGUUUAUGAUGGGAAGUAGUUUGUUUUUCCUUUCUCCCCACAUUUGCAGCUGGUACGAAAUUUUGCAGCGCUGUAUAAAUACGAUGGCAGCCACUAAAGCUCUACGCACUCUUCUACAAGAAUUACGGUUUGCCAAUCCGUGUGCUUGUAUUAAAGAUUCACUGGCUGCACAUUAUAUUUUAGCUCAAUAUAAAAAAUUUUGUACGACUGAUCAGCAAUUAUGCAAAGCACGUGAUGAAGCCUUAUUCUUGGGUCAAACUUACCUCACUUAUUUGUCCAGCGUUAGAAAAUAUAAUGAGUUGCAUAAAGAGUACCGCGGAAGAGGCGAACGUAGUGUAAAGGAGACUGCUGACAUGGUUGGUUUCAAAUUGCCCACAGAUCCCGAAUGAAAUAUCCGAGUGUUAAUAAGAAAAAUGGUUGCACAUACUUAAGGUCGUUAUAAUAAAAAUAGCUUUCAGCAAAUGUGUAGCAUUUUUUCAAUAACUCUUGAUUAAAUAACAUAUAAUUUUAGAAUAUAUUCAUCCGCAGAGUUAGUACAUUAUGACAAUCCAACAGAGUGCACAUGACAAUUGACGCUUCCAUUGAUUAGAGCAAAGUGUAUAUUAAUUUUUGCUACGUAUGUGGUGAGGGUAAGAAAUGUGAAUCGAUAUAUAUACAUAUUUCAUAAAGUAGUUGUUUAAAAUAUAUUUAUAUAUUAGAGUGCUUAAAGUCUCUAUUAUUCCUUUUGUAACAUAAGGAAGAAAUUGACUGGCGAAAACGUGCAACGGCUUGCAAAUUAAAGCAUUAUCGCUAUUCUUCAUUUUUCAGUAGAAUUAUGUUGUGCAAAUGUAACAACAUCAAAGUAUUGAUUACAUAUCCAACGAUCAUUCAUAGAAACCGUGGUCUCUUAAUGUACAUGUUAAAUGUAAAAGAAAAUCAUUCGAAGCAUUAUAAAUUAACAAUUAAUUUAAAUAUGACGUCAGCAAAUGCGCUUACUAAAUAGUGAUGACAUUUAUUUUUUAUACGAUAGAUUUCAUAUCAUUUAAUAAAGCCUGCGACUCUAAUAGAAUUUGUUAACUUAACCACGAAUGCUUAUCCCUUUAAUUGUCAUUGUAUUAGUAGUUUAGAGAAAUAAACUCUGGGACUAAGGUCUUAAACACUAGCACCGAACGCUCUCGGUUUUAUUGAAAACCCUCCUACAUUGGAGCUGUUAGUCGACAUCCUUUGCCUAUUCGGCCACUAAGGCAGAUAUCCGCUUAACUAGGCGUGCGACUUAUACUCAAAUUUUUAUUUACAUUUACAAUAGGGUUCUUUCAUAUUUUUUUUGCUUCGAAAAAGUCUGGAUUAUUGGAAGCUUCACUUUAUAAAACAAAUUGCUAACCCUCAUGUUUUUCUAAUAACUGAAUGUUGUUGUUGCGCUUUGCCGAUUUUUUAUCUUUUCCCGACGAUUGACUGAACGACUACACGUGACACAAUAUAAAUAAUUUUUUUAUAAAACAAGUUUGUUCAGUUAUGAAAUUCACGAAAGAGAAAAUGCUUGUGAGAGUCUUGCAACGCCUUGGUGUCUCAAAAUAUACGGGCGAGUGUUUGAACUUCUCUGACAUUACGUUCUUAAUUUUUGUAUGGUUGUGGUGGUUAUAUGCUAUUUACCAUGUUGUUAUUCCCUUAGAGUCCGAAAUAUUUAUAACUCGGUGCUCUUCGU